GUAAGUUUCAUUGGCAAAUGAUUACGGAGUAAAUUGAGACCAAGUCUUGUUUUCUCUCUCUCAGACUCCAUAAAAUCAGCUGUACAUUCUUACACCUUGAAAAACUCAAACUUACCUGCAAAAUACCUUAGCAGCAGCCAUGGAUGUCAGAAACAAUCCAUGCAUCAUGCCUUUCGUUAUUUUCAUAUGCUUUUCUCUCAAGCCCCAUGUCUCCCUUGGAGCUGAUACAAUCUCUGCAAACAGCUCUCUUUCUGGAGACCAAACUAUUGUCUCAGCAGGAAAAGUCUUCGAACUUGGUUUCUUCAAGCCAGGUAACUCCUCAAACUACUACAUAGGCAUGAGGUAUUAUAGAGAUAAGGUGUCUAAACAGACCAUAGUUUGGAUGGCAAACAGAGAGACACCUGUUUCUGAUAGAUUUUCUUCGGAGUUAAGAAUAUCUGAUGGGAAUUUAGCUCUCUUUAAUGAGUCCAAGAUCCUAAUUUGGUCCACAAAUUUGAGCUCUAGUAGCUCUAGAUCUGUGGAAGCAGUACUUGGUAAUGAUGGAAAUCUAGUUUUGAGAGAUGGGUCUAAUCCAUCAUUGUCACCACUAUGGCAGUCUUUUGAUUUUCCAGCUGAUACAUGGCUGCCUGGUGCUAAGGUUGGAUUGAGCAAAAUCAACAACAGGAACACACGUCUCAUUUCAUGGAAAAGCAAAGAUAAUCCUGCACCGGGUCUUUUCUCUCUUGAGCUAGACCCAAAUCAGAGUCGAUAUUUGAUCUUCUGGAAGAGGUCCAUACAGUAUUGGACCAGUGGAGAAUGGAAUGGACAGAUUUUCAGCUUAGUUCCUGAAAUGAGAUUGAAUUAUAUCUACAACUUUAGUUAUGUUAGCAAUGAUAAUGAGAGCUACUUCACCUAUUCAGUGUACAACAGUACAGUCAUAUCUCGGUUUGUGAUGGAUGAUGGCGGGCAGAUUCAACAGCUAACAUGGUCGGCGAGUACCAACGAAUGGUUUUUGUUCUGGUCUCAACCAAAGACGCAAUGUGAGGUGUAUGCUUACUGUGGGGCUUUUGGAAGCUGUAAUGCGAAAUCACAGCCUUUCUGCGACUGCCUGAGAGGUUUCAACCCGAAAUCGACGGGAGACUGGUAUUCGGAGGUUUUUUCUGGGGGAUGUGAGAGGGCAACAAAUCUGCAGUGUGGGAAUUCUAGUGUUGUUAAUGGGAAGAGUGACAGAUUUUUCCCAAGUUACAAUAUGGAGUCGCCUGCAAAUCCACAGAUAGUAGUGGCAGCUGGGAGUGCACGGGAAUGUGAAUCAACUUGCUUGAAGAAUUGCUCUUGUACUGCCUAUGCUUUUGAUGGUGGUCAGUGCUCAGCUUGGUCCGGCGAUCUAUUGAAUAUGCAACAACUUGCAGAUGGUACAGAUGGAAAAUCUAUCUAUAUCAGGCUUGCAGCUUCUGAGUUUUCAAGUUCUAAGAAUAAUAAAGGAAUAGCUAUUGGCGGUGCUGUGGGCUCAGUGGUGAUAGUGUCUCUCCUUGCCCUUGUUCUGUUCAUUUUCUUGAGAAGGAGAAAAACAGUAAAAAUGGGCAAAGCAGUAGAUGGUUCACUGAUGGCUUUUGGAUACAGAGAUUUACAGAGUGCGACGAAGAAUUUCUCUGAGAAACUGGGGGGAGGAGGUUUUGGUUCUGUUUUCAAAGGGGUGUUGCCUGAUACUAGUGUCAUAGCUGUGAAGAAGCUUGAAAGCAUCAGCCAAGGAGAGAAGCAAUUCCGCUCAGAAGUCAGCACUAUCGGGACAAUCCAGCACGUCAAUCUGGUUCGCCUUCGUGGGUUCUGCUCAGAGGGAAAUAAGAAGCUGUUGGUCUACGACUACAUGCCGAAUGGUUCUCUUGAUUCCCUUCUUUUCAGUGAGAAAAACACAAAGGUCUUAGACUGGAAAACUAGGUACAGUAUUGCUUUGGGGACAGCUAGAGGAUUGAACUAUCUCCAUGAGAAAUGCAGGGACUGUAUCAUACACUGCGAUAUAAAGCCUGAGAACAUCCUUUUAGAUGCUCAGUUUUGCCCAAAAGUGGCUGAUUUUGGCCUGGCAAAGCUCGUCGGCCGGGAUUUUAGCAGGGUGCUGACAACCAUGAGAGGUACAAGAGGCUAUCUAGCUCCAGAGUGGAUUUCAGGAGUGGCUAUAACAGCCAAAGCAGACGUUUACAGUUAUGGAAUGAUGAUUUUUGAAGUUGUAUCAGGAAGGAGAAACUCUGAGCAAUCUGAAGAUGGGAAAGUGAAGUUCUUCCCAAGUUAUGUUGCAAACCAAAUCAAUCAAGAGCACGGUGACAUCCUUAGCUUGUUGGACCACAGGUUGGAGGGGGAUGCUGAUCUUGAAGAGCUAACAAGAGUCUGUAAAGUUGCUUGCUGGUGCAUCCAAGAUGAAGAAACCCAAAGGCCAUCAAUGGGCCACGUAGUUCAGAUCCUCGAAGGGGUUGUGAGCGUGAAUCCACCUCCAACUCCAAGAUGUCUCCAAGUGUUUGACAACCAGGAGAACAUAAUUUUCUUCACAGAAUCAUCCUCCAGCCAAAGUUCACAGGCACAGAGCCACACCUCAACUGCUUCUACUCAGUCUAAGAACACCACAUCAAACAAAAGUCCCAAGUCUUAAAAAGAGAACCAAAGAAGGACGCCGAGAAAUCUGGUUCAAGUAACUGUAAUACUGCUAUUAUAUUUGAGAAUGCAAGAGUCUUAGUUAAUUGUAAAAGUUAGUUUUCUGAGAGUGGCAAAAUCCUAGUACUGUUGUAAAAGCCUUUCUUCUUAAAUAAUCUCCAAAGCUAUGGCAUGCUUCAUGCUUCA
Messenger RNA from Populus nigra (black poplar), 2805 nucleotides. RefSeq names its product G-type lectin S-receptor-like serine/threonine-protein kinase At2g19130. Bases 140 to 2617 code for a protein of 825 amino acids. The record is from RefSeq and is a predicted model, not a curated record. The transcript has a single exon. Gene Ontology annotation, molecular function: protein serine/threonine kinase activity; ATP binding. NCBI's taxonomy places the organism in Eukaryota, Viridiplantae, Streptophyta, Magnoliopsida, Malpighiales, Salicaceae. Gene Ontology annotation, biological process: protein phosphorylation; recognition of pollen.